Messenger RNA from Etheostoma cragini (Arkansas darter), 3884 nucleotides. It is a transcript of the gene kcnh6b, whose product is annotated as potassium voltage-gated channel subfamily H member 6. NCBI's taxonomy places the organism in Eukaryota, Metazoa, Chordata, Actinopteri, Perciformes, Percidae. The coding region runs from base 462 to 3134 and encodes 890 amino acids. Gene Ontology annotation, cellular component: membrane. Gene Ontology annotation, molecular function: inward rectifier potassium channel activity. The record is from RefSeq and is a predicted model, not a curated record. Gene Ontology annotation, biological process: potassium ion transmembrane transport; membrane repolarization during action potential; regulation of ventricular cardiac muscle cell membrane repolarization. The transcript has 13 exons.
CGUAUGUCACCUUGUGCACUAUGUUUUAGACCUACACCGCCAAACUGAACUACAUACAAGACCACUGAAAUGGUCAUUUGAUGUUACCAGGGAAGUCCGGUGGAAUAGCUCUAAGCCCAUUUGCUCUGUUUAUCAAUGUUGUCAUUGAUUUUCCUGUCAGUUCCUCUCAGCGAGAGCGUGGCAUUGAUUGGUUUCCUGUGUUGGCAAAUGUUGGUGGCAACAUGCAAGCUGCAGGCCAGUCCCUGCCCUAUACCAUAGUGGAGGGUUCAACAUCGACAUCUGAAUGAAAGAAGUACAUUUGUUUUACCUGAAUAUGAACCAUGAAAGAGGAGACUGAAGGUUUUUGAAAACACUUGUCCAAAAAGUGUCCUGAAGGAUGAAUAUUUUAGUCAUGGCUGUCUAGUUGUCCAAGACCAAGAAGGAUCCGACAUUCAGGUUUUUGAAUCAGCCAGCAGAGCUCUAUGUCUGACUCGGACCUUAUGAAGAGUGGGGGACCAGCCAGCAGGGGCCCCGAAUGUUGCUCACCUCCAACUCCCAGAAUGGACCUGCUCAUCCCCUCCAAGGUGAAGGACCGCUCUCAGAACGUCACAGAGAAGGUCACGCAGGUACUUUCUUUGGAGUCUGAUGUACUGCCCGAAUAUAAACUCCAGGUGCCAGAGACAACAUGGUGGAUCUUGCUUCAUUACAGCCCCUUCAAGGCGUUUUGGGACUGGAUUAUUCUCAUCCUGGUCCUCUACACAGCUGUUUUCACUCCUUACUCAGCUACCUUCCUCCUGGAUGAACACGGGGAUUUACGGCAAAGGAGUUGUGGCUACACAUGUAGCCCUCUAAAUGUGGCAGACCUUAUGGUGGAUGUGUUGUUUAUUGUGGAUAUAGUCAUCAACCUUCGCACAACGUACGUGGAUCAAAACGACGAGGUGGUCACACAGGCGAGCCGGAUAGCCAAGCACUAUGUCAAAGGCUGGUUCCCAAUCGAUCUGUUUGCAGCGAUUCCUUUCGACCUUCUCAUUUUUAGAUCUGGCUCUGACGAGAUGGCAACCUUAACAAGCCUGCUGAAAACUGCCCGGCUGUUGCGAUUGGUCCGUGUGGCAAGAAAGCUGGACCGAUAUUCCGAAUACGGGGCUGCUGUCCUGUUCUUGCUCAUGUGCACCUUUGUGCUCAUCGCCCACUGGCUCGCCUGCAUUUGGUACGCUAUUGGUUUUGUGGAGAGGCCGUACACAGAGACCGGCUGGCUAGACAACCUGGCUGAACAAGUUGGCAAGUCAUACAACGACAGUGACUCCACAUCCGGUCCAUCAGUCAAAGACAAGUACGUCACCGCUCUUUACUUCACCUUGAGCAGUUUGACGAGUGUAGGGUUCGGUAACGUCUCUCCAAACACCAACUCAGAGAAGAUCUUCUCCAUCUGCGUCAUGGUCAUUGGCUCCCUCAUGUAUGCCAGCAUAUUUGGGAAUGUGUCAGCCAUCAUCCAGCGUUUGUACAACGGCACAACACGCUACCACACCCAGAUGUUGCGAGUCAAAGAGUUCAUCCGAUUCCACCAAAUCCCAGGUUGUCUUCGCCAAAGGCUGGAAGAGUACUUCCAGCAUGCCUGGUCCUACACAAAUGGCAUUGACAUGAAUGCUGUUCUGAAGGGAUUCCCAGAGUCUUUACAGGCAGACAUCUGUUUGCACUUGAACAGAUCUCUGCUACAGAACUUUAAGGCUUUCCAUGGAGGCAGUCAAGCCUGUCUGCGCGCCUUGGGUAUGAGGUUCAAGACAGUCCACGCUCCUCCUGGAGAUACUCUGAUCCACUAUGGAGACAUCUUGGACUCUCUCUUCUUCAUCUCACGUGGUUCUAUCCAUGUCAUUAGGGAUGAUGUGGUGGUCGCCAUACUAGAAAAGAAUGACAUCUUUGGAGAGCCUAUCCACCUGUAUGAUGUGCCGGGGAAGUCCAAUUCAGACGUACACACCGUCACCUACUGUGACCUGCACCGCGUCCAGAGGGACGACCUGCUCGAGGUCCUUGAUAUGUACCCCAGCUUUGCAGACAACUUCUGGAGGAACCUGAAGAUAACUUUUGACCUGAGAGAUGCUGAUCAAGUACCACCAAUAAUAACUGAUGAUUCUGGUGACGACUGCGGGUAUCGCCACAAGCCGAAACACCGAAUCCACACCCUGGACUGCAGAAUCAGGCCAGAUGGAAUCGAUCAUGAAGACUCGUACCCCCUUCAGUCCUUCCAUCAUGGUCACUCACAUCCUCAGGCCCACUGGGAUGACCGCUGUAGCUGCGGAUCCCCGUGUUCCCAGUCUAGUGAAGACCUGGCUAAGCCUCUUGCCCAUGGUUCCAAAGUGGAGCUUUACCCUCCAGAAGAUGCCAGACAGGACUACUCCCCCACUGUAGUGCAGCUGAUCCCCCCGAGUGGCACCUCAGUGGGGAGGGAAGCAGUGCUGGAUCGGGGCCACCAAGCUUCAUCUCUGAAUGGGCCGGGAAUGUAUCAAUACUGGCCAGAACGUCAGUCCCAACAGUUUUCCAGUCGUGCCUGGCGAUCUUCCUCAGUCCGUAACUCAUACCACCCCCCACCGUUCACAGAACGACGACAGCCCAGCGAGCUGGAGUCGCGUCUUGAGGUUUUACAUUCCCAGCUCAUCAGACUGGAGACUCGCAUGACAGCCGACAUCAACGUUAUUCUCCAGCUUCUACAGAGGCAGAUUGCUCCUGUACCUCCUGCUUACAGCACUGUAUCGUCUGGUACCCUCCCGACUGACUCACCUGCCCUGUAUGAAACAGGGACACCAGUGCAGAACACCAUUAUUCCCAUUUCCCCCAUACAGGUGGACAGCUGUGCAGCCACACAGAGCUCGACUCAAAGUGACCCUCAAUUCACCCAGAAGUCCCAGGAGUCGCUGUCCAGCGGUAUCCAUAUGACUGUGACGUCAAACGACACCAUGUUCAUGGCCGUCACCCCCGAAACUGAGUCCCACACAGGGUUGACUCCGCAGCUGGCCCUGCCAUCAGUCAAAUCCUCCCUCAUGGAGAACCCCAAGCUGUACGGCAGCCUCCGAUACCCCUCGCUGCCGGGGGACCUGGACAUCACCUCAGGUCUGGCUGAGAUCCAGAAACACCUCUCAGACCCUGUGCUGCCCGUCACCUGAAAACCUUCAGUAAAAGAGUUUUUGUGGCCACCAGUGUGAUUUUCUAAGUAGUGAUACACCGCUACCUAAAGACUUCUGCAAGGAGCCAUGUUCAGCUUCCAUUACACAUUUGGACAAGUAGUGUCUCAAAAGUCUGAUCGAGGAUUUCCAUUUCAUACAGCAUUGACACAGUAUCACAUUUAAGCCAGUGGUAAUUGUAACAUAGUAAUCAUAGUUUUAAAGGACAUUUGCAAAUGUGUGACGCAGAGUCCAUUUCUUUUGGGUUCAGUACAUUUUCUGAGUGCCAUCCCCAGAGCUUAUAUCUUGACCAGGAGAAGUGACUUGUUGGGAGUCUCCACUGGUUGCCUGACUGGUCCCUGGCCAAGAAAUAGUCUAGCACGCAACACCCCAUGAAACGGUUUCCCUGUCAGUUUUUGUGCUAAGCUAAGCAGACCAUCUGCUGGCUGCAGGCUGAAACACACAAGAGUGGUAUCUCUCAAAGAGUGGGUGUCUGCCAUCUAAUUCUAAUCAGUGUUACCCACAAUUUCAAACUGUUCCUCAACAGGAUAAUUUCUGGGAUAUUAUUUUUCAACAUACGCACAUCAGAUGAACAUGUUUGAUAAGGAUCCAUUGAAUUUGAUUAAAGAAUUGUGACAAAGAUUAUAAAAUAAUUGAAACAGUUCAAUGUUAAAAUCAUCUUGUCAAUGCUCUAUGGUGCAUAAACUAUGUGGGGGCAACACUUUUUCUACAUUACAUGAUGCACAUAUAUUU